This is a messenger RNA of Phacochoerus africanus (Common warthog), 1107 nucleotides long. Its product is annotated as P2Y purinoceptor 4-like. Gene Ontology annotation, biological process: G protein-coupled receptor signaling pathway. Lineage: Eukaryota; Metazoa; Chordata; Mammalia; Artiodactyla; Suidae. Gene Ontology annotation, molecular function: G protein-coupled receptor activity. Gene Ontology annotation, cellular component: plasma membrane. The record is from RefSeq and is a predicted model, not a curated record.
AUGCCCUUCAGGGGAAGGAGAAGCAGGAGCAGCUGUGCUCCUGAGGGAGCCUCCCAGGAGAUGGAGAAGCUGGAUACCAAUACCUCAAAGGAAGAAAGAUUCUGCCAUUUCUCAGAGAACUACAAGCAAAUCUAUCUCUCCCUGACCUACAGUAUUAUCUUUGUUCUAGGGCUGCCCCUGAAUGGCACUGUCUUGUGGCUCUCCUGGCGCCAAAACAAGCCCUGGAGCUGUGCCACCAUCUAUCUGGUGAACCUGAUGGUGGCUGACCUGCUUUAUGUGCUGACACUGCCCUUCCUCAUCAUCACCUACUCCCUGGGUGACAGGUGGCCCUUCGGGGAGCUACUCUGCAAGCUGGUGCGCUUCCUGUUCUAUACCAACCUCUACAGCAGCAUCCUGCUGCUGACCUGCAUUUCUGUGCACCGCUUCCUUGGCGUGUGCCACCCGUUGCGUUCUCUGCCUUACCGGACCCGCCGGCAUGCCCUGCUGGGCACCGCCACCACGUGGGCUCUGGUGGUCCUCCAGCUGCUUCCCACCCUGAUCUUCUCCCAAACAGACUACGUUGACGGCCACAUGGUCUGCUACGACAUGACCAGCCCAGAGAAUUUUCAUCAGUUUUUUGCCUAUGCCAUGGUCCUGAUGUUGUCCGGCUUUGCCUCCCUCCUUGGUCAUCUUGGUGUGCUACUCACUGAUGGUCAGGAGUCUGACCAAGCCAGAGGAGGGCCUCAUGAGGGCAGGCAGCACAGCCCGGGCCAAGUCCAUCCGGACCAUCCUGCUGGUGUGCAGCCUCUUUGCCCUCUGUUUUGUGCCCUUCCACAUCACACGCUCCCUCUACCUGACCCUCCUCUACCUGCCUGCACAGAACUGCCAGCUCCUGAUGGUAGCCAGCCUGGCCUACAAGAUAUGGAGGCCUCUGGUGAGCAUGAGCAGCUGCCUCAACCCAGUCCUGUACUUUUUGUCAAUGGGAACAACAGAGUCAGGCUCUUCCAGGAACUGAGGCAUAACAAGGUGGGUGAGCACCCAGCUGGGACCAGGGAGAGCAACCCAGGGGUGAGCAGAUCUGGACACUGCCAAGAUGAAGUUCAAGUGAAAAGAGCUCCGAGAUGUUGA